AUGGCUAUGGCAUCCGCCAUGCUUCAAAACGAGCAACAGCGCGCGGCGCUGGCUAUCUCCAAGCUCGGGGGCCGAGCACGAGAAUGGGCACUAACGUGCGGUGCUUCGGUUGAAGCGCCGUUUCCCACCUGGAAGCAGCUGAAGCGUCAGCUUUUGCGAAUGUUCUCGCCGCCUAAUCAGGUAUAUUGCGUGACGACGCGUUUCCUUGCUGCCCGACAGGGCAAAAAGGAGUAUGUGGACUUUGUACAAGAGUUGAGAACUCUCAUUGCCGAGAUGGCAGCAGACGUUACCAAGUGCCGAGGUGGUGGUGCCAAGCGCAGUUUGAAAAUUAAUCACGCCGAGCUUUGCGAUCAAUGCCAACAACAGCAAAUAAAGAAUCGUAACCAACAAAUCUCGCAGACUUCACUCUUUCAGCAGGCUGCUUGUACCGGAAGACCAAGGCGACAAUUAAGACGACCUCAAAAAUUCACAGAGCGCCACAUCCACAGCUAUCACGACAUCAGUAGCUGCAAUCACGUGCCAUUGGCAUAUCCCAAUGAUCGUCACGUUUUUUUAGAUUGUUGCACUGGCUUAGGAAUGGGGAAGCACGACCUCACUAUAGCCGGAGCAAAUGUAUUAAAGUCAUCCGGCUCCAGAAAGUGUGAAAGUUGGAGUUUUUACUCUGGAGGCCUUGCGCACCUUGCCACCAAUUCUAGAUUGGUAGAUUUGCCCCACAAUCAAAGACAUGAUCUCGUUUAA
Messenger RNA from Plasmopara halstedii, 738 nucleotides. RefSeq names its product Retrotransposon gag domain. The transcript is spliced from 7 exons. Bases 1 to 738 code for a protein of 245 amino acids. Lineage: Eukaryota; Oomycota; Peronosporomycetes; Peronosporales; Peronosporaceae. The record is from RefSeq and is a predicted model, not a curated record.